AGAAGCCGUGGGUCAGUCAGUAUAGUGCCCGUGACACGUUCAGCGACGACCAGCGAGACCUCGACCUGUCCUCGAUCGGAUCAGAAUCGACGAGCAGGCAAAAUUACAUUCGAAUAAUGGAUGACGAAUAAAUACGACAAUUUAUUCGCGAUCGAGUCAUUCGUUCGAACAGAUAAAACUUUCGGGUUGUAUAUUUGUAAGAGCACAAUUCGAUUUGAUCUGCCAAGCCUUUUUAUGCGUUCGCUAUUGUCAGCCUAACGUUUUCGACCUCACCGGGGUCAUCUUUCGCCAACAAUGAAAGUCAAAGAGUUCUUCGAGCUAUAAUUGAUCUCUCCGCGCGGUAUCUUCUCAGUCGGUGAACUUUAACAGACCAUCGACAGAUCAAAUCGAGGAAGGUUGAACAGAUUCGUGACACAAGUUGUCCACCAGUGGAUAGGUGUUCCACUUUUUCGACAAGGGGACACUGUAGUUUUCAGGACAAGAAGGAUGUGGUCGCUUCUGCUGACCUUGGCCGUGACCGGCGCGAUGGGAGAGGUAGUGAAUGUCCACGUGAACGAUAACGCUCCGAAGAAUUUCAGUUUCGGAGUCGAUUACGAGAACAAUCAAUUUUUACUCGAUGGGGAACCGUUCCGGUAUGUGUCCGGCAGUUUUCACUAUUUUCGAGCCCCAAGACGUUACUGGAGGGAUCGUUUGAGGAAAAUGAGAGCGGCUGGGUUGAACGCCGUUUCCACUUACGUGGAAUGGAGUUUGCACGAACCAAGACCGGAUGUAUGGCACUGGUCGGGUGACGCAGACUUAACCGAAUUUUUGAGCAUCGCUCAAGAAGAAGGUCUGAUGGUCCUUUUGAGACCAGGUCCUUACAUCUGCGCCGAAAGAGACUUCGGAGGUCUUCCAUACUGGUUACUGACAAGCAUACCGGAUAUAAGAUUACGUACAAAUGACCCACGUUACAUGAGCUUCGUGGAAAGAUACUUAACGAAGGUGUUCGAAAAAGUCAAUCCUUACCUCAGGGGCAAUGGAGGUCCUAUAAUUAUGGUUCAGGUGGAAAACGAAUACGGAAGCUACGCCUGCGACACUGCGUACAUGAACAGACUGCGAGAGUUCAUGAACGAGAAGAUUGAAGCGAAAGCUCUUUUAUACACGACAGAUGGAAACAGCGCGAGCAUGGUUCGUUGCGGAUCCGUGAUUGGAGCUUAUACUACCGUUGAUUUCGGAGCUGGCUCUAACGUAACGAAAAGUUUCGAAACAAUGCGCUUGUAUCAACCAAAGGGUCCAUUUGUAAAUUCUGAGUUUUACCCUGGAUGGUUGUCGUCCUGGCAACAACCGUUUCAAAGAGUGCAAGCCAGCGCAGUUACGAAAACCCUGGACGAAAUGCUGUCUUUGGGUGCUUCUGUUAAUAUGUACAUGUUUUUCGGUGGCACAAACUUCGGUUAUACUUCAGGUGCCAAUAUUGUUGGGAACGUAUAUCAGCCGCAGUUAACAUCCUACGACUAUGACGCCCCGUUAACAGAAGCUGGCGAUCCAACUCCGAAGUACUUCCUAAUCAGAGACGUUAUCGCUAAGUAUCUGCUCAUGCCCAACAUAUCCCUACCGACGGUGUCUCCAAAAGGCAGUUACGGUUCGGUAUACUUGUCGCCAGUCUUGAAUCUGUUCGACACGAAGGGUCGAGAGAAAUUUGCAACGAUCGUUACACACGCAUCGGAUCCCUUGACGUUCGAGGCUCUCGAUCUCCCUCGUUGGUUAGCGUUGUACGAGACUAACUUGGUGACCAGUUCUUCGGAUCCAGCUACUCUACGUGCGACACCUCGGGACAGAGCGCUGGUCUACGUGGGUGACCACUUAGUUGGAACCUUCAGUCGCACUAACAAUAUAUACGACAUAAGCAUAGAGGAGCCCUACCAAAAAAAUUUAAAGCUACUGGUAGAAAAUCAAGGACGAGUGAACUAUGGGAGUGGACUUCGCGACUUUAAGGGGAUCUGGAACGUAACUCUGAACAACACGCCGCUUCGUGGUUGGACAAUGACAGGGUUCUCUCUGGAUAGCAUCACCCUAAAUGACAAUUACCCGACGAUCACGCUGGAGAACGGAACUCUUCGUCGUGGACCAGUGGUAUUGCGUGGAAAGUUCACUGUUUCUGGUGAACCGAUGGACACGUACUUAAACACUAUUGGCUGGGGCAAAGGAGUAGCUUUCGUGAAUGGCAGGAAUCUCGGUCGAUACUGGCCACUAGUCGGACCCCAAGUAACUUUAUAUGUCCCUGCACCAUACUUGCGAUCAGGUGAAAAUGAGUUGGUGCUGGUAGAGCUGGAGUAUGUACCAAGCAGCAGAAAGAUGAAAUUCCAGGACACACCGAUCUUAGAUCAAACACCACGAUCGUAUAAGCUAAAUGAUUUCAAUGGACCAUCGUUUUGGUACCAUUAGCUUCUGCUUUUAUAACUAGAAUAUGUAGGAAAAGGAUAUAAAAGGAUUUUAUAUUUUUACAUCCGAAAAAAACUACUCACAAGUUACAUCGCCUUCGAAAUGAUUAAGUUUCUUUUUUUAUUUAUUUAACCCUUGCAUUGUAUCCUCGCGUUUUCUUAGGGCGAAUAAGACCGACUGUUGUUUAAUUAAAAAGUUCAAUGGAAGGAAUAAAGUAUAUAAUUCUGUCUUA
Molecule: messenger RNA, 2650 nt
Organism: Hylaeus anthracinus
Lineage: Eukaryota; Metazoa; Arthropoda; Insecta; Hymenoptera; Colletidae
Product: beta-galactosidase
Exons: 11
Coding region: 487-2421 (644 amino acids)
Biological process (GO): carbohydrate metabolic process
Cellular component (GO): vacuole
Molecular function (GO): beta-galactosidase activity
Source: RefSeq, a predicted model, not a curated record